Abrus precatorius (Indian licorice) is the source of this 3797-nucleotide messenger RNA. Its product is annotated as exocyst complex component SEC6. The transcript has 23 exons. Gene Ontology annotation, cellular component: exocyst. Bases 1671 to 3581 code for a protein of 636 amino acids. Gene Ontology annotation, molecular function: SNARE binding. Gene Ontology annotation, biological process: exocytosis; exocyst localization. NCBI's taxonomy places the organism in Eukaryota, Viridiplantae, Streptophyta, Magnoliopsida, Fabales, Fabaceae. The record is from RefSeq and is a predicted model, not a curated record.
AACCUUUUUGUUACUGGCUAAGCUGCUGGUUCAGUCCAUCGUCACAGCCAAUUUCUAACUCCAAAUCUCAAAUCCGGACUUCGUCAACACCACAAUCCCUGCUCUUCAACGCGAUUCCGUGUUCAAUUUUCCUUACAUCUGGUCAAACUUCUUGCUCGAUUCGGAAAAUUACCAAAGAAUUUGUUCGGACCAACUCCAAAAUCUUUUAAUUCUUCGAGCGUUUGAGCACAUUCUUCGGUUUUUUGUGCGAAGACGAUGAUGGCUGAGGAUCUCGGUGUUGAAGCAAAGGAGGCAGCGGUUCGCGAGGUCGCGAAACUGUUGCCUCUUCCGGAGCUUCUUCAAUCAAUUUCAUCCAUCAAGGCAGAUUACAUUUCACGCCAACAGGCCAAUGAUGCACAGCUUAGUACAAUGGUAGCAGAGCAGGUAUUCUUUUAAUUGAUGAAAUACCAGCUGGUUAGAUGCAGGUUAUUGAAAAAGUUUAACCUUUUAGUAGUUGCACUUUUUCCUCAAAUACAAUGUCAUGCAUUAUCUGCAUAUUGCAUGUUUCAAUUAGCUUCUGAAAAAAAUCAUAACAAAGCAGUGUCAUUUGAUCCAUGUAACCAACUUCACUUGGUGGGAAAAUGCUUUUGUUUCCAAAUUGGUCAAGAGAGCUUUAAAAUGAAAAGAUUUUUAUAAUUACAAAAUAUGCUAAUGAAAAUGUGUGAUGAGAAAGUUGCUACAAUUUUAGCUUGUUUUUGUUAACUUCAAAACUUAUGGGAGCUGUUAGCAGCUAACUAUACACUAAAGGAAGAAAAAUAAAAAAAUUGUUUAUAGAGAAAUUAAAAUUAUGGGCAGAUCUUUUGCUCCUUAUCUUUUGAUUAAGGAGUGUGUAAAUAAUUAAUGAACUCAGAAAUAGGUGUAUAGAAAAGGGCUGUUUUGUCCACCACUAUAUGGAAGCAAAAGACUAUUGUGAGUCUAACCUCUAAAUAACCACGUGACUGACAAUUUUAAGUGGUUACUUAAGGGCAUGUAAAUGCACUUUAUCGUUCUAUUAUUAUCCCUUUCCCCUUGUCAAACCCCAAUAAAUGUAGACAAUUUGCAGUCUUAUUACUAGCUUACGCUAAAACUGAAGGGUGCUUAGGGUAUUUUAUACUAAAAAUAUCUCGGGAUGUGGACAACUGGGAUUUAAUUCAGACCACAAAAGAUGGCCUAGUUUAUAGAUUGUGACAUCACUGUGUUAUUAUGUCUAGCCCAUUAAACAUGCAAUGCCUUGUACAAGCUGUAGCUCUUGAUAUUGAAGUGAAUGAACUGAGGCACCACAAUCGCACAUCUUCAUGUGCUUUGCGAAAAUCACUCUACUGCAGGUUGAGCAGUCACAGGCAGGACUCAAAUCACUCUCCUUCUCUGAGAAGACGAUAGAUCAGCUUCGUGAAAACUUUGUCUCCAUUGAGAAGUAUGUUAUAAGUGUGAUAGACAAACUGUUAUCACUUCUUAGAUGGUGGUUGUUUUCUCUUGCAUAAACUUGUACCCUCGAUAUUUUUCACUUUGAGCUUACUGUGAUUUUCCUGGUGCAUCAGGUUAUGUCAGGAGUGCCAAACAUUAAUCGACAACCAUGACCAGAUAAAGCUACUUAGCAAUGCGAGAAAUAACUUAAACACAACCUUGAAGUCUUUUGAUAGGAUGUUGAAGGUAUGAUGUCUAUUUCUGUUGAGGCAGCAGAGGCUCGGGAUUCUUUGAGUGAUGACAAAGAAAUUGUCAACACUUAUGAGAGGUUAACAGCUUUGGAUGGAAAGCGAAGGUUUGCAUUAGCAGCUGCAGCAUCUCACAAGGAAGAGGUUGGAAGACUAAGAGAAUAUUUUGAAGACGUAGAUCGAACCUGGGAAACCUUUGAGAAGACACUAUGGGGCCACGUUUCCAAUUUUUAUAAACUUUCUAAAGAAAGCCCACAGACUUUGGUUCGAGCUUUACGGGUUGUUGAAAUGCAAGAGAUCCUAGAUCAGCAGAUUGCAGAAGAAGCAGCUGAGGCUGAAGGGGAUGGUGCGAUGGCAUCAGUUGCAAAUCCUCGUAGGAGUGGCGUAAAAUCUACAAGUACAAUGGGUUCUUCGAAAAAUUUAACACAGCAAAAAUUGAAGGUUCAGGGGAAAGGCUAUAAGGAUAAAUGCUAUGAACAAAUAAGGAAGACUGUAGAAGGACGCUUUAGCAAGCUACUCAAUGAGCUUGUGUUUGAGGACCUGAAAGCCGCUUUAGAGGAAGCAAGAGCGAUUGGGGAGGAACUUGGAGAUGUCUAUGACUAUGUAGCCCCUUGCUUUCCUCCAAGGUAUGAAAUAUUCCAAUUAAUGGUAAAUCUGUACACUGAGAGGUUUAUUCAGAUGCUAAGGUUGCUUAGCGACAGGGCGAAUGAACUAACAAACAUUGAGAUAUUAAAGGUAACUGGUUGGGUGGUUGAAUACCAAGAUAAUUUGAUUGGGCUUGGUGUCGACGAGUCUCUUGCCCAAGUGUGCUCUGAGAGUGGCGCAAUGGAUCCUCUUAUGAACUCUUAUGUUGAGAGAAUGCAAGCUACAACUAGAAAAUGGUACUUGAAUAUUCUGGAGGCUGAUAAAACACAACCCCCAAAGAAAACUGAAGACGGGAAGCUAUAUACUCCAGCUGCUGUUGAUCUAUUCAGGAUACUUGGUGAGCAAGUGCAAAUUGUUCGGGAUAAUAGCACUGAUCUUAUGUUAUACAGAAUUGCCUUGGCAACUAUUCAGGUAAUGAUUGAUUUUCAAGCAGCUGAAAAGAAGAGACUUGAAGAACCAGCUUCUGAAAUUGGUCUGGAGCCUUUAUGUGCCAUGAUUAACAACAAUUUGCGGUGCUAUGAUCUUGCAAUGGAGCUAAGUAAUAGCACCAUAGAAGCCCUUCCACAGAACUAUGCUGAGCAGGUUAAUUUUGAAGAUACCUGCAAGGGUUUUCUCGAGGUUGCUAAGGAAGCUGUACAUCAAACUGUUAGUGUGAUAUUUGAAGAUCCUGGUGUCCAAGAGUUGCUGGUCAAACUGUACCAGAAAGAAUGGAGUGAAGGGCAAGUUACUGAGUACUUGGUUGCAACAUUUGGUGAUUAUUUUGGUGAUGUAAAAAUGUACAUUGAAGAAAGAUCUUUUAGGAGAUUCGUUGAAGCCUGCUUGGAAGAAACAGUAGUUGUUUAUGUUGAUCAUCUUUUAACACAGAAAAAUUACAUUAAGGAAGAAACUAUUGAACGGAUGAGACUAGAUGAGGAGGUUAUCAUGGACUUUUUUAGGGAACAUAUUAGUGUUUCUAAAGUUGAAAACAGAGUGAGUGUACUUAGUGACUUGAGAGAGCUUGCAUCGGCAGAGAGCUUGGAUACCUUCACACUCAUUUAUACAAAUAUACUUGAACAUCAACCUGACUGCCCGCCUGAAGUUGUCGAGAAACUUGUUGGUCUACGAGAAGGAAUUCCUCGGAAGGAUGCCAAGGAGGUCAUACAAGAGUGCAAAGAGAUAUAUGAAAAUUCUCUUGUUGAUGGAAGACCACCAAAGGCAGGUUUUGUUUUUCCACGGGUGAAGUGCUUAACAGUAUCUAAGGGUGGGCUUUGGCGUAAACUCACUUGAAGUAUGAUUCCAUUCACUUGUUCACAUAGCUUGUUUUGCCUUUUAAUUUAUUUGUUACUUGUGCAUAAAUCCCAAAAAGUUAUUCCAACAAUAGAUAAGUUUUGUAAACACUUACCUUCAUGUAAGUCGUUACUUCAUCAUAUCUUUACUGUAUAUUUCAGCGCCCAUUUUCAGUUUUACUAUGCUCCAAAAUGUGCUGUUGACAUUUUCAAGAUU